AUGGACUCUAAGUGGACAGCAGAACGAGAUGCCGAAGCUGUAAAAAUUUUAACUGAUGAUGCUUCUGUAAAUAAAGAUAGGCGGUAUUAUCACGUCCGUGAGAAAUUUGAUUUGAUCGAGGUAGCUGGCGUCCGACGAGUGCGACGGAAACGCGAUCAACGUAUUAUGGCAGUAGUCGACAGUUUCCAUAGUAUUAUCCGUGACAUGCAUGUGGCCAAUGAACAUAAAGGUGAGACAAAAACACACAAAAAAAUAAUGGAGCAUUACUCUAAUAUUACUAUGGCUGAUGUAAAAACUUAUAUCGCUAAUUGUGAAAGGUGUGUGGAAAAAUUAAAAAAAAAAAGUACGCGAGGCGUUGUUGUGCGGCCUAUUUUAGCUUCUUCCUUAAAUGAACGUGGGCAAGUGGACCUUGUCGACUUUCAAAGUUUACCUGACGGUGAUUUUAAAUUUAUUCUUCAUUACAAAGAACACUUGACAAAGUUUUCAUUUUUCCGGCCUCUGAAAUGCAAAAAGGCUUCGGAAGUGGCGAAAGAACUGUUACACAUAUUUUUAACGUUUGGUGCACCUCACGUUCUACAGUCCGAUAAUGGUCGCGAAUUCACUGCCGGUAUUAUAAAAGAAUUAGCGUUAUUAUGGCCAGAUUUAAUAUUAGUAAAUGGUCGGCCACGUUAUCCACAAAGCCAAGGAUCUGUAGAAAGAGGUAAUUGUACACUGAAGGAUUCACUGGUGGCGUGGAUGCGAGACAACAAAACUGCCGCAUGGAGUUAG
Molecule: messenger RNA, 768 nt
Organism: Melanaphis sacchari
Lineage: Eukaryota; Metazoa; Arthropoda; Insecta; Hemiptera; Aphididae
Product: KRAB-A domain-containing protein 2-like
Exons: 1
Coding region: 1-768 (255 amino acids)
Biological process (GO): DNA integration
Molecular function (GO): nucleic acid binding
Source: RefSeq, a predicted model, not a curated record